Molecule: messenger RNA, 549 nt
Organism: Cutaneotrichosporon oleaginosum
Lineage: Eukaryota; Fungi; Basidiomycota; Tremellomycetes; Trichosporonales; Trichosporonaceae
Source: RefSeq, a predicted model, not a curated record
AUGUACCCAUGCGAAGCCAUAUAUACGUCUCGCCCUCGCUGGCUGCCUCCCCACUCAUCAUGGGCCUCUUCAGCAGCAGCACCCCGGAGGAGAAGGAGGAGAAGCUCCUGCACAAGGGUGCGUUGCGCGCCGUCCCUACUGACGCCAGAGGCGAAGAAUGACGAGAAAGCCGUCAAGCAGGCGCUGAAAGACCUGGAGCGGGCGCACAAGGCGCACCACAAAGCGCAGAAGGCGGAGCACGACGCGGUCGAGGACCACCAGAAGGCGAUCCGGCGGGAGGAGAAGCUCGCCGCCGAGCUGAUCAAGCUGCAGCAUGAGCACGAGAGUGCGAUCGCGACGAAGGAUACGCUCGCCAAGGAGGUGGCUGUUAAGCAGGACGAGCUCGCGCGGCUCGCGGACGAAGUCAAGCGUCUGCAGGUGACGCUGGAGAGAACGCAGGAGACGGCGCGAGUCAACACCGAGCGCCGGGAGCAGCGGCUCGCGGCGCUCACCGACAAUGGGAGCCAGAGCUCGCUACCGGCUGCGGCGGGUGCAGGCGCAGCGGCGGGC